AUGCCUCCCCCUCCGGGUGUGGUGCCAAACUUUGACUACUCCAACCCAUGGCUAUUUAUCCAGAGUCGAGCGGUCAUCAUUGCAGGGCUUCUCUUCGCGACACUCUUCCUAGGCCUUCGACUUUACACAAAGACAUACUUGUUACACAAGUUUGGCUGGGAUGAUGAUUCGCUGCUAAAGGAAUAUAACCACCAGGCCUGGUCAAUAACAACCCAAGCUAUGUGUUUCUAUGGCUAUCGAUAUGGUGGCAUCGGGAUCCACAUCUGGAACAUCACGCCGGAAAUGUUCCAGUCGUUUCAAAAGGGCGUCUUCAUUUCCGGGGUUGUUUACGUGCCAGCUCUGGCGUUUGCCAAAGCCAGUCUCAUUAUCCUCUACUACCGCAUCGUGGGUCAGCAAAAGGUCUACCGGUGGUGCAUUUAUAUUCUGUCAUUUGUCGUGGGUGGUUACAGUAUUGGGAUCACCCUCGCAUUGAUUUUUGCCUGCAAUCCCCUUGCCAAGAGCUGGGAUAAGUCCAUCACUGAAGGGCACUGCGUGGAUCAGAACGGCUUAUAUAUCGCCACCGCCGUGACCAAUACGGUGACUGACGUGGCCCUCCUAGUCCUUCCCAUGCCGAUGGUGUUCACCUUAAAUAUGCCAACCGUGCAGAAGAUUGGAUUGUCUCUGGUUUUCCUAGUCGGGUGCGCCACGGUUGUCACUAGUGUCAUCCGCCUCGUUACCUUGUUCCCGUUCCUCCAGUCCACCGAUCCCACAUAUAAGAUCGCCUGGACAGAUCUCUGGAUCAACGUUGAAGCCAACUUCCUUAUCAUUUGCAACUGCCUUCCUUUCCUCCGCCAGUUCUGCCGCCGCUAUGCCCCCAGGAUCAUCGGCGAAGGGAGCACCCAAGGCCUGCGCUACUUCACCGGUGGCGGAUACCACGAUGAUAGCACCUCCCGGUCACGGGCUCGACGCAAACCUGGACUUACCCUACUGCAGGAUGAUGUCGAAUUGGCCGACGGCGGUGGUACCCAGUCACAAAUCAUCAAGGAGGUCCACUGGAAUGUGACGACCGAGUACGCCGACGAGUCUCCAAAUGCGGGAAUGAGGGAUCAGCACCGGCAGUUUCAGAGCCAUGUAUAA
Molecule: messenger RNA, 1116 nt
Organism: Aspergillus campestris IBT 28561
Lineage: Eukaryota; Fungi; Ascomycota; Eurotiomycetes; Eurotiales; Aspergillaceae
Exons: 6
Coding region: 1-1116 (371 amino acids)
Source: RefSeq, a predicted model, not a curated record